AAGGGUAAAGGCGGUGCGAUCGUCAUUAGGUUUUUCCAAAGGAGAUAGAGAGAGAGGUCCCAUGGAUGAGAGCUUCGAGGUGCGAGUGAAGCGGCUCUUUGGCUCCCGGCUCUUCGACUCCGUCCCAGGGAGCUCCUUCCCGGCGUCUUCCUGGUCCGUCGCCGAUGGCAAGGUCGCGCGCAGCGAGUGGAACCGAGAGCGCGGGGCCGGCCACGACCGCGAUGAGAAUCCCUGCUCCUCUGCCUUCGCAGAGGGCGGAUGCUUCGCGAAGAAGCUCAAGAGCGCCAGGGAUCCCAAGAAGGGUCAGUUCGAAGACGAUCUCGACGAGCUGGAUGACGGCGAUGAUGAUGGCUGUGGCGGAGGCGGGGAAGACGGCGGGGAUGAUGGGGACAGGGAGGAGAGGGAGAUCAGGUCUUCCAUCGGGAUGGAUCCAACCCUAGAUAACGAGGAUGAGGAGGAUGAAUACGACAGAACAGCAAUUGGCAUGGAGAAUGCUGGAGAUCGGUUGUAUAUGAGGGAUGUCACAGAUCAUGGCCCUCGCAUAAAUUUCCACACUCUAGUUCCUGAUUUUCCUGCGGAUUCCUAUGAGGAGAGCCAUGAUUUUCACAGGGAUCCACGUGCAGAUCACUUUGCUGCAAGCGUAAGGCUCAAAGAAGAUGAGAAAGCUGCAGUUAACUGCCAUUCCCUUCAAACUCAUGAUAGCAGAGAGCCUGCUGUAGAUUUACAAGUUAAGAUAGCCGAGGAUGAUACCAAUUUAAAGCCCAUCCUGAAAAGAAAAAAGGAACAGAACGAUUCAAAGCCGAAAAAACGUGUUAGGUUUGAUCCUGGAUGUAAAGAUGUCGAUGCUGAGGUGAAUGAAGAAUGUGAAGGCCUUCGCACGGUUCCACAGUUUAUGAAAACUGCUGAAGCCACUGAAAUGUCGAUCCCUGAAGAGUCCUGUGGGGUUCCUGAUUAUAUAAGAAAUCCCUCCAAGUAUACCCGCUAUACUUUUGACUCAUCAGAGGAGGUUGAUGACAAAAUUAACGGGCAGGCUUUUGCAGACUUUUGUAACUUGGUGAAGAGGUCAAACCCUGAUCGGAUGCAGCCUGAGUUUCCUGUGGAACUUCCAAAGUCUGUGAUAUUCACCCCUCGAAAGAAAGCUGCUGAUGCUAUGGCGGUGGAUGAUAGCUUGGAAAAUACUCGGGACUCUUCUAGAGAGUUAGGUCUGGUAUCAGUUUGUUCCACAGGCAUUGCUGCAGAGGACCAAGAGAGUGAUGCAUGUGAUAUGGAGGAAGAUGAUAUGGAAGAGUCUACGGUAGCAGCCAGUAUCAGCUCAAGGAAGGUAGGUCGCACAUAUCGGACAAAGUCAGCAUCAGAUGAUACUACUUGAUUGUUCUGUUGUACCGAACCGUUGUAGGCUGAUACAUGCGUUCAGCGAUGUCAUAAUCAGCACGUUAGGUCACAGGGUUGAGAUGUCCAUUAUGUAAGAUAAUGUCCAUUUAGUAAUGUAACUCUAUUUUUCUUUUUGGCCCCUCUCUCACUGAGUUCCUUGGCAAUGGAUCACGAAUGCCCUGGAUUCAAACAUAAAACAUGUUUAUUUCAUCAAUCUUUCUCGUGUUAUUAUGGUAGACUAUUGCAGAUUCAAUUU
Elaeis guineensis (African oil palm) is the source of this 1627-nucleotide messenger RNA. RefSeq lists its product as uncharacterized. The record is from RefSeq and is a predicted model, not a curated record. Lineage: Eukaryota; Viridiplantae; Streptophyta; Magnoliopsida; Arecales; Arecaceae.